UAGUGGCCUAUAUAAGCCUCAUACAGGCCAUGGGAAGACAUUACCUGUUGAUAACACAGAUUAUUUUCAUGAUCAUGGGAGGUGUGAGAGAAUUGCUGCUCGUUGUGAUGACUGUGGGGGUUGUCAAAGUUUCUUGUUACCCUGUUGGAAAGUCCCAGAAGCAAGAUCAAGUCUCUCUGCAGAGGAGACUUGGAGAGCUGUCAUCAAAUGACGUCUCCAUUGUGCAUGCCCUGGCCUUGCUCCGAUCCAUAGGGUCUAACGCUAAACAAGCCAGAGAAGAGUAUUUAGAGACCAAUGAAGUAGAAUCCCAAGCUUCUCCAAACCAUGGUAUUUCUCUGGCAAAUUAUGCCCUGUCCUCUGAGGAGAAGCUGAGGCGCAUGUCCUCUGACGACGCCACUGAAGCUGCGACCGGCCCGUCCUCUGACGACGCCACCUCUGAAGCUGCGACCGGCCCGUCCUCUGACGACGCCACCUCUGAAGCUGCGACCGGCCCGUCCUCUGACGACGCCACCUCUGAAGCUGCGACCUCUGACGACGCCACCUCUGAAGCUGCGACUCCUGACGACGCCACCUCUGAAGCUGCGCUGCGACCGGCCCGUCCUCUGACCGGCCCGUCCUCUGACGACGCCACCUCUGAAGCUGCGACCGGCCCGUCCUCUGACGACGCCACCUCUGAAGCUGCGACCGGCCCGUCCUCUGACGACGCCACCUCUGAAGCUGCGACCGGCCCGUCCUCUGGCGACGCCACCUCUGAAGCUGCGACCGGCCCGUCCUCUGACGCCACGCCACCGGCCCGUCUGACCUCUGACGCUGCGACCGGCCCGUCCGGUGACGACGCCACCUCUGAAGCUGCGACCGGCCCGUCCGGUGACGACGCCACCUCUGAAGCUGCGACCGGCCCGUCCGGUGACGACGCCACCUCUGAAGCUGCGACCGGCCCGUCCGGUGACGACGCCACCUCUGAAGCUGCGACCGGCCCGUCCGGUGACGACGCCACCUCUGAAGCUGCGACCGGCCCGUCCUCUGACGACGCCACCUCUGAAGCUGCGACCGGCCCGUCCUCUGACGACGCCACCUCUGAAGCUGCGACCGGCCCGUCCUCUGACGACGCCACCUCUGAAGCUGCGGCCGGCCCGUCCUCUGAAGGCGCCACCUCUGAAGCUGCGACCGGCCCGUCCUCUGACGACGCCACCUCUGAAGCUGCGACCGGCCCGUCCUCUGACGACGCCACCUCUGAAGCUGCGACCGGCCCGUCCUCUGACGACGCCACCUCUGAAGCUGCGACCGGCCCGUCCUCUGACGACGCCACCUCUGAAGCUGCGACCGGCCCGUCCUCUGACGACGCCACCUCUGAAGCUGCGACCGGCCCGUCCUCUGACGACGCCACCUCUGAAGCUGCGACCGGCCCGUCCUCUGACGACGCCACCUCUGAAGCUGCGACCGGCCCGUCCUCUGACGACGCCACCUCUGAAGCUGCGACCGGCCCGUCCUCUGACGACGAAGCUGCGACCGGCCCGUCCUCUGACGACGCCACCUCUGAAGCUGCGACCGGCCCCUGCCCGGCCCGUCCUGACGACGCCACCUCUGAAGCUGCGACCGGCCCGUCCUCUGGCGCCACCUCUGAAGCUGCGACCGGCCCGUCCUCUGACGACGCCACCUCUGGUGCUGCGACCGGCCCGUCCUCCGACGACGCCACCUCUGAAGCUGCGACCUCUGGCCCGUCCUCCCACGACGCCACCUCUGGUGCUGCGACCGGCCCGUCCUCCGACGACGCCACCUCUGAAGCUGCGACCGGCCCGUCCUCUGACGACGACGCCACCUCUGGUGCUGCGACCGGCCCGUCCUCCGACGACGCCACCUCUGGUGCUGCGACCGGCCCGUCCUCCGACGACGCCACCUCUGGUGCUGCGACCGGCCCGUCCUCCGACGACGCCACCUCUGAAGCUGCGAACGGCCCGUCCGGCGACGACAUGGAUAUCUGACGUGGGACAUGCAAGAGUUCAUGGGUACUCUAGUCCAGUCUGUAACUGCAUUUGCUUGUUUUGGCUCAAUUAAACAUUAACUGUAA
Oncorhynchus keta (chum salmon) is the source of this 2068-nucleotide messenger RNA. Its product is annotated as polysialoglycoprotein-like. Lineage: Eukaryota; Metazoa; Chordata; Actinopteri; Salmoniformes; Salmonidae. The record is from RefSeq and is a predicted model, not a curated record.